ACCUUGAAACAAUCGCUAUUAACAUAAUUUCCGUCCCUUGAAUUAAAUAUUAUUUUGAAUCUGUCCACUCUAAGAAUUUUAAGUUUUUAUUAGUGAGAGGACCCCUGAUGUAAAAAUAACUCUUACGAUUUUCCUUUUCUUGGCUGAUUCUGAAUCCUGAAUCAUGUCUAUCUUAAGCAAAAGCAAUGGCAACAACAAUAUAGGGACGCUGUCAUUCCAUGAAGUUAAGAAGCAAACCUCUUUCUUCUUCAAGGAAAAGAUCAAGAGUGCUAGAUUAGCUCUCACUGAUGUCACACCAGCACAACUGUUGACUGAAGAAGCUACGAAUGGGAAUUCAUGGGCUCCAGAUAGUCCUACCCUUGGAUCCAUUUCAAGGGCUGCUUUUGAAGUUGAUGAUUAUUGGAGAAUUGUGGAGAUCCUACACAAGAGAUUCUUGAGAUUUGAGAGAAAGAACUGGAGGCCCUCUUACAAUUCCCUUAUUAUACUUGAACACUUGUUGACUCAUGGACCAGAGAGUGUGGCAGGGGAGUUUCAGAUUGACAAAGAUGUUAUUAGGGAGAUGGCAAGCUUUCAGUGUAUAGAUGUGAAAGGAUUCAACUGGGGUCUCGCAGUUAGAAAGAAAUCAGAGAGAAUCUUGAACCUGCUUGAAAAAGGACCUCUUCUCAAAGAAGAAAGAGAGCGAGCUAGAAAGGUGACUAGAGGGAUUCAGGGAUUUGGUAGCUUCUGCCACAGUUCUUCAUCAGCGCGAGGCAUUCUACAGGAAUCUUCUAAUGGGACAUUUGCAAGAAGUAUUUCUCAGAAUGAUUCCUGGGAAAAUAAACUCUUGUCCCCGAAAGAAGAAAAUUCGAUCCAAACAUUUCAAAAGAGCCGAAAUGACGCAAAUUAUGAGUCUGGCCAGAAAAGGGUGAAUCUGGAUUCUUGGGAUAGUGUCAACAAUUGGCAGGUGCUCGAGAAACCUAGAACAAAUCUCAAAGAAAACUUGGCUCCUAAAAAGGAAGUACAUCAAUGGAACGACACAAGGGAGGCUACUCCACUUUUGGCUGGUAGGAGAGAUGAACCAAGGAUCGUUGAGGAAGAUCAUCCCUUCAGUGAUGCUGAGAACCAAACUACUGCUUCCCUCCUUUCAGCUAGAGAUGGGAUAUUGCAAGGAUGUUAGGAUUUCAAUCUAGUAAACAACACAUCUGCGAAUUUCUUUGUACAAUUAGUCAGUGGCCCAGGUUUUUUCUUAUCAUACUUGAUGCGGGUUUGACAAUUAUAUCCCCACAGAAGAAUCAGGCGUGCAUUGAAUUUCUGUUAUGUUAAUGUAUAAUGAGAUAAGACGGGUUUGUUUAGCACCUUUUGAAAUGCUUAUCAACUGCCUUUGCUUUUGAUCAA
This is a messenger RNA of Populus nigra (black poplar), 1374 nucleotides long. RefSeq lists its product as uncharacterized. The record is from RefSeq and is a predicted model, not a curated record. Gene Ontology annotation, biological process: endocytosis. NCBI's taxonomy places the organism in Eukaryota, Viridiplantae, Streptophyta, Magnoliopsida, Malpighiales, Salicaceae. The transcript has 4 exons. Gene Ontology annotation, molecular function: phospholipid binding; clathrin binding. Gene Ontology annotation, cellular component: plasma membrane; clathrin vesicle coat; endosome. The coding region runs from base 164 to 1156 and encodes 330 amino acids.